CCGCGGGGCCGCCACCUCCCGCCGGUGGAGUCGGUUACAAAGGCGGCCGCGGCUCGCGGAGGCCGCGCGCCCCUCGCCAUUUUCCCCAGCCGCGCUCCGACGCGGGUCGUCGUCGUAGCGGGAAAGGCGGAGCCGUGAGAACGCGGCCCCGGGCCGGGCCCCGCGGGGGCGGUCGCGGCUGCGGCCGCCGUGACGGCGACUUCAGGUCAGACGCUUCUCCCCACACCCCUCCUUCCGGAGAUGAGGGGAAGAUGUCGGUGUCAGGGCUCAAGGCCGAGCUGAAGUUCCUGGCGUCCAUCUUCGACAAGAGCCACGAGCGAUUCCGCAUCGUCAGCUGGAAGCUGGAUUGCGUGUGCAGAUUGGUGUGUCUGUUGGUGUAUGUAACAUUUCUGUCUCUGUCACAGGAGUCUUACCCAUCAUCCUCCCCAAUAUGGUUUGUGGACUCGGAUGACCCAAACCUAACAUCAGUUUUGGAACAUCUAGAAGAUAACAAGAACAACAAUUCGCUUCGUCAGCAAUUGAAGUGGUUGAUAUGUGAACUCUGCAGAUUAUAUAACCUCCCUAAACACCUGGAUGUUGAGAUGCUAGAUCAGCCACUCCCCACGGGUCAGAAUGGAGCAACGGAAGAGGUGACCUCAGAAGAGGAGGAGGAGGAAGAGAUGGUGGAAGGUGCCGUGUGUGGUUCAGUGCAAGCUUCAGAUAGACUCAUGAAAGAACUCAGGGACAUAUAUAGAUCGCAGAGCUACAAAUCAGGGAUGUACUCAGUGGAGCUCAUAAACGACAGCCUGUACGACUGGCAUGUGAAACUACACAAGGUGGACCCCGAUAGUCCUCUGCACAGCGAUCUUCAGAUCCUAAAGGAAAAAGAAGGCAUAGAAUAUAUUUUGCUUUGCUUCUCUUUUAAGGAUAACUUUCCGUUUGAUCCUCCCUUUGUUCGAGUGGUGUUACCUGUUCUCUCAGGAGGGUACGUGUUAGGUGGUGGAGCGCUGUGUAUGGAACUUCUCACGAAGCAGGGCUGGAGCAGCGCCUACUCGGUUGAGUCCGUCAUCAUGCAGAUCAACGCCACCUUAGUCAAGGGCAAAGCUAGAGUGCAGUUUGGAGCAAAUAAGAAUCAGUAUAAUCUAGCAAGAGCCCAACAAUCCUAUAACUCCAUCGUGCAGAUCCACGAGAAGAACGGCUGGUACACUCCUCCGAAGGAAGAUGGCUAAACUGUGUUGCCCAUCUUGUCUGCACUGAUGUUGCUUUCAAGAUCUUCUCAGCAUUCACACUCAGCGUUGAGUGCCAGCCACUGUGACCGCAGCACCUACCGAAGACUUUGGCCGCUGCUCCGCUGGCUGCCAUCAGGAUGAGGGACAGCCUUGCCCGCGCUCACGCCGGCAGCGGGACCGAGCAGCGGGCCUUCACUGUAUUUUUCCUGAUAAAUAACACAUACUGCCACUCCCGAUCAUCUCUUUUUCUCGAAAAGUGAAGUCUUUUGAGCAGGCAAGUCUGCAGCCACCGCCAGCAGCGUCUCCACCGCGUCCUGGACGGAAGAGUUUGCAGACUCUCUCCCAUUAGAGCCAAUAAAAGUGUGAAAGAUGUUCAGUAUUGGUUUAGAGAAUUGUAGAUCUUCUAAGCCAUAGCCUUUUUCAGGUCUAACACUACUUGAUUGCCAAAAUAGUGACAGGAAACCCUAUUAUUAAAAUGCUGAACUUGGGGUUUUUUGUUUUGUUUUAUUUUAAUGACCAUGUGAAGAUGGGAGGACAAACCCUUGAGUUGUGUUGUGCUGCUGGGGCGAAGCCCAGGCGAACAAACUGGAGAGGAGAAGGCGGCGAUGGCACAGGCGCAGGCGGGGCUCUGGCUCAGAGGUGCUGCCCUCGCCCCCCCCCCCCCGGCCGAGCCCGCCUCCCCCUGGUCUAGUUCAGUGUUUAUGAAGCAGAGCCACAGGGUAGCGCUUGAAGUCACUGAAAAGGCUUUCCAUGUGAUCACCUUUACAUGGGAUUGCAGUUAUUUGAAAGUCAUAAUCCUGUGAACUGACAGGCAUGCAGACAGGCUCCUUGAAGCAAAGUUGAAAGAGUUAGGUACAAAAAGUUGGCUAAUGUGGAUUCUCAAAAUUGUCUUUGCCCCAGUCAUAGCAGUGGCUUUUGCAGCAAAGAUGGUACAGGAAUGUGACCUGUUCGCGCUCUAAAAAACCUGCCUCAAAUCAGCGCGCCCUCUUCUUCUGUCACCUUACCUGGGUCAGCUUCUCUGGUAAUUUUUUGUUUUUCUUCAUGAACUCAUUUAAAAAUGAAUUGUGGUUAUUAAGCACUUUUACAAAGAAACCAGAAGCACAAUUUUCUGCAGGAAUCCUGUACAGAGUUCCAAAGUGUUUCUUACACAUUUUACUUUCAGAUUCACAUCCAAGACCCUUGGCACUUCCAGGUUAUUACAUGCGUUUCAUUUCUUCUCUUCCUAUGUUGGUGAUGGGGGCAGAAGGUAAAUAUUUUUCUGGCAUUCUUGCUCACUUGGUUAUGUUUAUAUAAGGUUCUGAUUGCUGGUUGCUCAGAUAACAGCUGUGGUGAGGCAGAAUUGAAAUUCUAAAGCAUCAAAGUUCCUUAAACCUAAGGCUAAAUCUUGACUCUAUUCUUAAAAUACUUAAUUUCCUGAUGGCUAGCAGAUUGACAGCUGCAAUUUGGCAUGCUUUUUUUUAAAUUUUUCAUUGCAGACUUAUUUUGGCAAUGUACAGUAAAUUUUGUAAACUUGCAUCAAGUUUAUGAAUAAAGAACCAUUUAAAAUAA
Dipodomys ordii (Ord's kangaroo rat) is the source of this 2756-nucleotide messenger RNA. It is a transcript of the gene Ube2q2, whose product is annotated as ubiquitin-conjugating enzyme E2Q family member 2. Lineage: Eukaryota; Metazoa; Chordata; Mammalia; Rodentia; Heteromyidae. The coding region runs from base 252 to 1208 and encodes 318 amino acids. The record is from RefSeq and is a predicted model, not a curated record. The transcript has 12 exons.